CACCACCUCCCCAAAUGUUACAUACCAUGAUGGUCAGAUUAGGGAUUGCUGUGAUUAUUCUCAGUGCAGUGUAUGUAGACCAUAUUAACCUGCUAAGUCCAGUGACCACUGUUCAACUUGGUGAUCCUGUAACCCUGCUAUGUGUUUUCCCAGAAGAAGAAUUCAGCGAUGAGCAAAUGCACUGGUACAAGCAUACUGUGGGAGGAAUUCCACAACUUGUCUCAUCGAUGCAUAAAUAUUUAACAGAGCCUGUGUUUCACUCUGGAUUUAACAAUUCACACUUCAGCGUAACUUUGGCUCAAAGGAUGUUUCGCCUUACUAUCAUGAAGUCGAUCCCAGAAGAUGAAGCCAUGUACUAUUGUGCAAUUGGAAGAGUGAUGACUUUGAAGUUUCGAGAUGGCACAUUUCUGUCUUUAAAAGGAAACGGUCAGAGGUCUGACAACCAGAUAGUGGAACAGCAGCCAGUGUCUGACCCAGUCCAUCCAGGAGAAUCUGUGACUCUGCAGUGUACUGUACUCUCUGAGACCUGUACAGGAGAACACAAUGUGUACUGGUUCAGAGCCGGAUCAGGAGAAUCCCAUCCAGGAGUCAUUUACACCCCUGAAAACAGGAGUGAUGAGUGUGAGAAGAGCCCUGAGACUCCCUCUCCUACACAGAGCUGUGUCUACAGCCUCUCCAAGAACAACCUCAGCCCUUCUGAUGCUGGGAUUUACUACUGUGCUGUGGUCACAUGCGGGGAGAUCCUGUUUGGAGACGGAACCAAACUUAACACCAUUAAAGGAAACACAGUGGAUCCCAUUGUCCUCAGCUUGGGAGCAGCAGUGGCUGUGUGUGUGAUUGUCAUUUUUAUUCUCGCUUGUACCAAAAACAAGAGACAAACAUGUGAUCAUUGUAAAGCAAGUGUCUCUCAGCAUAUUCACCAUGAUGAUAACCUCUCAUCAGAGCAGUCAAGUGGUCAGGUGCCAAACACAGAUAUUUUGAAUUAUGCUGCAUUGCAUUUAUCUGAGAAGAAAACUAAAAGAGGAAGAAAGAAGAGAGACACACCACAGGAGAGUGUGUACUCUGAUGUCAGGUACUCAGACUGGGACUGAACUUUGUUUCAGAUACAGCAUUGACAAAAUUAUCUCAGUCAAGUGUCUCUAUUUAGACACAAUUUAAGCAUUUUGGUAAAACAAUCGCAGGACAUUGCUUUCGGAUGAACUUUCACAAUAGUACAAUACAAUAUCCUGAUGCAAUACUAUAGACAAUGGAAUUACAUCCAUGUUUCUGCUCAAAAUAUCUUCUGGAGUGGUCCACUUAUUCUGAGCUAGCUGGGUUUUCAUCUUUAAAUGUCUAUGUACACUAUUGGUAAAAAGUUUUAGAACACUUACUCAUUCAAGGGUUUGACUUUAUUUGUAAAAAUAACAUUUUACAUUGUAGAAUAAUCGUGAAGACAUCAAAACUAUGAUAUAAAGCAUAUGGAAUCAUGUAGUAAACAAAGAAGUGUUAAACAAAUAAAAAUAUAUUUGAGAUUUGAGAUUCUUCAAAUAGCCACCCUUUGCUUUGAUGAAACUUUUGCACAUAUGUUCAUAACAUUGUGUAGAAUGGAACAAUAUCAUAUUGGGUUGAUAUGUGCAGAAUAGUUUUUGUUCCAUACAUUAUCACAUAUCUAAUUAUAGCAAAAAAUGAAUGUUGUAGGAUUAUCAUUGUCAUUUAAUAUCACUGAAUAUUUCUAGUAUAGUGUCUUUGGUUUGUUAUUCAUUUCACAAGAGGUCAAAUUCUUACUGUCUGUCAUAGUUAAAUUAUGGACAUAACCAUUUCAUUCAUGAUUAUUCAAGCUUUUCAAGUCAUAAGAAGCAUUUUUGUACCAUCAUGUACAUUCAUAUUUUUGUAUAAUAUCUCUUUAACGUAAUAAUUGAACUUUAUGAAGUCACUUUACAUAUGAUAUUAUGCUAAGGUCUUACUGUGGAGAGGCAACUAGAAUGAGUGGGCUACUCCUCAUAGAGGUAGGUCUAGUAAACCAUGUAAAGGGCAUUAUGGUCAAAUAGAGAUAUGUAUCGGUCGAAUAGAGCAUGGUAUCAAUUAGUAGGCUUAAAGCAUUCAACAGACAGACUGGGAAACAUUAUAUAACUGUUGGCCCAGAUACACAUCACUGGUCUUUUGAUUGCGCUAACUGCUUAUUAGUUGAAAAUGGAAUAGGACAUGUUUAACUUUUUCCACAGAGAUCCUGUUUGGCAAAGGAAAAAAAAAUGGAUAUUGGUAGUUUCUGAAUAUUAUAUUGUGAGUUGUUAUAUUCAAAUAAUUAUGUCUCAUGUAGGAGAGUGCUUAUAGGAUACAGAAACACAUUGUGUUAAAGGGGACAGUCUGGAAUUCAAUUCAAGUUAAAGAUAUAUUGAAAUGAUUAAAUAACAUUUUGUAGCUUAUAGAAGUCACAUGAGCUUGUUUUACUCCAUUGUUUGUAAAUAGUGUUAUUGUAAACACACACUGUUUAGACUCAAAAUAUGGUGUUGUGACUUUACUUUCAUUAUUCUUAUGACUGUAUUUAUUUAAUCCACUAACUAUGUUUAAUUGUUACCCAAUAAAAUAAACAAUGUAA
This is a messenger RNA of Oncorhynchus keta (chum salmon), 2575 nucleotides long. RefSeq lists its product as uncharacterized. The transcript is spliced from 6 exons. The record is from RefSeq and is a predicted model, not a curated record. Gene Ontology annotation, biological process: response to bacterium. NCBI's taxonomy places the organism in Eukaryota, Metazoa, Chordata, Actinopteri, Salmoniformes, Salmonidae. Bases 15 to 1091 code for a protein of 358 amino acids.